AUGCGUAAUAUAGCCAUAUAUAGUUGCACGAUUGCUGUUGCCACGUAUUGGGCUACAUUUUGCCUGGGUACCGGUGCCUUCCUAUCGGCUGCGGCCGUACGGCCAACAGCAGUUCUAAGCCACGUUAACAACCUAGCAUUUAACGCUAUAGAACUUGCCAAGAUAUUUGGUCGAUUGGCUGAUCCAUCGCCCAUCGGCAGCGUGCUCAAAACACCUAAUUGCAAUGUCGUCGGUGUAGACACGCGCCGCAAAUGCAAGUGGCGCUCCCUUUUCGACCACGAGGACGAGAGCCUGUCCCGACCACAGUUCUCUAAGCGGCUCGCAGCUGCGCAGUUAGACUGGCCGACGUACUACGUCGCAAACAGACAGCCUCUCUUCCUGGUGCCUGAGAGGCAACGUCACAAGUUCAAGCUCAAAGGGUAUCUCGGAAACGACGACGCUAAGGAAGGUGCCGCUGCCAUUUCGGGGCGAGCAUUGAAGGGCAUUGCCACCCAACCACUAGAAGAGGAGGCUGUUGACUCCGUAUUCAUGGCACUUAGCCACGAGGAGGAUAAACUCACGAUCAACCACAUACUAGCAUUCAUCAGGUAUAGGUCCCCCCUCUUGCGCAUGGUAAACUGGGAGACGUUCCUGGCAUCGCUUCCGGUAGGACCAGACGACAUACCAAUUUGA
Babesia ovata is the source of this 672-nucleotide messenger RNA. RefSeq names its product phosphopentomutase. The record is from RefSeq and is a predicted model, not a curated record. Lineage: Eukaryota; Apicomplexa; Aconoidasida; Piroplasmida; Babesiidae. The coding region runs from base 1 to 672 and encodes 223 amino acids. The transcript has 4 exons.